Molecule: messenger RNA, 2072 nt
Organism: Corylus avellana
Lineage: Eukaryota; Viridiplantae; Streptophyta; Magnoliopsida; Fagales; Betulaceae
Product: Duplicated homeodomain-like superfamily protein
Source: RefSeq, a predicted model, not a curated record
UAUAGGACAAAGUCCUUGAUAAAUGAGAGAGAGAGAGAGAGAGAGAGAGAGAGGGGUUGGUGGAUGGGAGAAGCUAGGUAGGUUGAUGUUUUGUAGUGUUGUUGCUAGCGUUUUUCUAGUUUACGGUGAGGCGGGGGAGAGGUAAAGAAGAAGGAAAAACACGCACAAACACAAUGUUUGAUGGAUUACCAGACCAGUUCCACCAAUUCAUAGUCUCAAGAACUUCACUUCCUCUCCCUCUCUCCUUCCCUCUCCUCGCCUCUGCAUCCCCCAACACCUUCCCUGCAGCUGCCUACGAUCCUUACGACAACAACCCUUCUCCUCCUCCUCCUCCUCCUCAUCAUCAUCAUCAUCAUCAUCAACUCCCCCUCCAGCCAAACCUCUUGCACCCGUUGCACCACCAAUCCCCUCCUCCCCACAAACACCAUGAACAGAAGCAACAAAACAACUCGGUGUCUGUGAAUUUGGAGAUUGAAACAGAUCAUCAUCAUCAUCAGAGAUCAAUCUCUGAGCCCCUCGAUCCAUGGAGUAACGAUGAAGUCCUUGCACUUUUGAGAAUCAGAUCUAGCGUCGAGAAUUGGCUCCCAGAAUUCACUUGGGAACAUGUCUCAAGGAAGUUAGCAGAGCUUGGUUUCAAGAGGAGUGGAGAGAAGUGCAAGGAGAAAUAUGAAGAGGAGAGUAGGUAUUUCAAUAACAACAUUAACUACAGCAAGAACUAUAGGUUUCUUAGCGAGCUUGAAGAGCUAUAUCAUGGCGACCAAAAGACGGAAAAACCAAAUGAUCAUCAUCAUGACCAUGAAAACUUGAGGGGGCAGAGUUUGGAGGCAGAGGAAGAGGAAGAGCAUCGGAGAGUAAGAAAGAGGAAGAGGAAGAAGAAGUUUGAGAUGCUUAAGGGGUUGUGCGAGAAAAUUGUGAGCAACAUGAUGACUCAGCAGGAGGAAAUGCAUAACAAGCUUCUUGAAGAUAUGGUGAAGAGAGAUGAAGAAAAGGUUGCAAAAGAAGAAGCUUGGAAGAAGCAAGAGAUGGAAAGGUUGAACAGAGAGCUUGAAAGUAUGGCUCAUGAACAGGCCAUUGCCGGAGAUAGACAGACAACAAUCAUCGAGCUGUUGAAGCAGUUCACGUCAACUCAUAAUUCUUGCUUUGAAGAGGAUUCUCCACAAAACCCUAUUCCUACUUCUUCUCAUCAUGAUGUCAUCAACACCCAAAACGACACCAAAACCCUAGCACGCUCUCAGAUUAACCCUAAUUGUUUGAAAGACGACCUCGGAAAGAGAUGGCCGAGGGAUGAGGUUUUGGCGCUGAUAAACCUGAGAUGCAGCCUGUAUAGCAAUGGCGGCGAGGCGGAGAAGGAGCAGACGACGACAAAGGCUCCUCUGUGGGAGAGAAUCUCGCAGGGGAUGUCGGAGAUGGGUUACAAGAGGAGUGCGAAGAGGUGCAAGGAGAAAUGGGAGAACAUAAAUAAGUACUUCAGGAAAACCAAGGAUGUUAACAAAAAGCGGUCGGUUGACUCAAGAACAUGCCCCUAUUUUCAUCAACUCACUGCUCUCUACAGUCAAGGCACGCUCGUGGCGCCGUCGGAGGUGCCGGAAAACCGUUUGCCCUCCACCGCCGCCUUGAAAAACCACUCGGCGGUUUCAGAAAUCGUGUCUGAAGGUGAGAAAAACAUGGUUCAAGUGCCAUCUUUUGAUUUUGAAUUCUAAAUAAAUAAUUGUUAUGCAUUUGUGUGUGUUAUUUAAUUAUUGUAUUUUUAAAUGAUAAUGAAGAAACUAAUAAAACGUACGGUGCUACUACUACUACUCCUACUCCUCCUUUUCUUUUUCUUUCUUUCUUUCAAAUUAUCACCCACUUAGUUUCAUACGUAAUACGAUACCGCAUGUUUUAAAUUUGUAUUUUUGUGGGCAGGCACCGACAUUUUGAGAAAUGAUUUAGUUCUUGAGUUAGAUCUAGCUAGAUAGUUUGGUUUUAUGAUUAAUUUCCAUUUAUGUUUAAGAAUUCUCCUUAAUUAGCUGUAUUAGGAAUGAGGACAUGCUGUAUGUAUGUAUAUAAUAACAAGGGGGAAAGAAUUCUGAGAA